Molecule: messenger RNA, 2262 nt
Organism: Aplysia californica (California sea hare)
Lineage: Eukaryota; Metazoa; Mollusca; Gastropoda; Aplysiida; Aplysiidae
Product: flocculation protein FLO11-like
Exons: 3
Source: RefSeq, a predicted model, not a curated record
AAAUUUGAAAAGAGCAAUGUUCCCAUCAACCCAAAGCAGCCAAAACUGUUCGUUUCGCCGGGCGAGGAUCCAGCUAACCGUGACGGAAGACAGAACCAUCCGCAGAACGCGGGUCCCCAAGACCGCCGUGAGAAGGACGUGUUCUUGUCGAGCAAACCCUCGGCAGAGCUCGUUCUCCUGGUGGUGUGUGCCGUCCUCUUCUGUGUUCUCUUCACUGGACUCAUCCGUUGGGGAAUCAAGAGACGAGGGCGCGACAAACACGGCCUGACACUGACCGACCACCAGCGCCGCAUGAUGCAGUGUGUGCCGCUACACGCCAGAAAGCCGCCCGACUGGACAAUGGCGACAAUCUACGAGUGUGAAGAGACCCCGGAGGUCAGCCCAUCCCCACCAUCAACACAGAGGACUUCCUGUGUGGUAGACAUCGGGACUUCCCGACCGGACGUUCCGCACCAAGACCUUCCUCCACGACCGUCGGGUUUCCCCGAUACCAGCAGCACGGAGGGACUCUCACUACUCUCUGACCGGGCGACUUCCCAGAGUGGGACAGCCCAGGACACUUUACUGGAGGACCUGGAGGGAAGCGGCAGCAGUAGCGAAGACGACAUGUGGUCUGCCGAUGAAUGCGCCGGGCGGUACAUCCCGGAGAUCUCGAGCCCACACAGCACCAGCGUGGCGUCUACCACUCGGGAAUCAAACAACAUCUCAACGGACAGAAACCCCUGUGGCGCAGGAUGCCGGGUAGUACACGAAGACCAAGUGUUACUUCUCCCACCAAGUCACUCACAGCAACUUGAAGCUACCACAGCUCCCGGCGCAGACAGCAACAACAACAACGAGAAUACUAACGAUAACAACAGCGGCAACAACAAGAACAUACGUAGUGGUAGCACCGGCAGCAGAUUCUUGAGUUCCUUGACAGAAACAUUGCGUCAUUUCAACAGAGACUGGGUCGGCAUGAACUUGCUACAGACCCGUCCUUCAGAAAGAGAAAAUUCUGAAAGAACGAAUCAUUGUCGUGGAAGUGCUCACGAAAACUCACGGGACGCUCAACACAACUCACUCAGAGGCGGAGACGGAAGUGGCCACAGCUCUGACUUCUCCCACCAUCCUCCCCAAGCCACGCCCUCACUGUCUCACUCCACCCCCCCAACUGACACCACCACACCUCCAACUGACAUCACCACACCUCCAAUGUCUCACUUCACACCUCCAACUGACAGCACCACACCCCCAACUGACAGCACCACACCCCCAACUGACAGUACCACACCUCCAACUGACAGCACCCCGCCUCAGCCAUCUGUAGAGACGGAGAUUGUCUAUGACGACUCAUUCCCCGCACACGAAGGAACCGCUCACGAAGAUCUUUACAGCGUCGUGUUCAGAAGUCGAGCGGACCGACCGUGCACGCCCCCGCCCCAGGCCCGACACCUCCGACCGUGCAUGAGGAGAUCUAUCGAGAGGCGCAGAAUACACAGGCACUAUUCCAACCGACACCAACACAUUUACGCCAACGCCCCUCAAAGUACACACGACUCGCCGGCACAACACACUGCUCCCACCGCACCGUCUAUGAGCCAGCUUCUGCUUCACGCCUACAACCACGCCCACAGCCACGCCCAUAACCACGCCCACACCCACAGUCACGCCCACACCUACAGUCACGCCCAUAGCCACGCCCACAACCAUGCCCACACCCAGAGCCAGACUGGAGACUCUCAAGCCCCCUCUGCGGUCAUCGACGAGAGACUGACGACUGAUGACACAGUGAGGCCUCCACCACCAAACUACUCGCAGCACACGUCCCCCGGACAACAACCGUCACUCUCCCAGUCUCAGACCGCCCCUCACACGUCCUGUCAACCGUCCCUGUCCCAGUCUCAGACCGCCCCUCACAUGUCCUGUCAACCGUCCCUCUCCCAGUCUCAGACCUCCCCCCACAUGUCCUGUCAACCGUCCCUCUCCCAGUCUCAGACCGCCCCUCACAUGUCCUGUCAACCGUCCCUCUCCCAGUCUCAGACCUCCCCUCACAUGUCCUGUCAACCGUCCCUCUCCCAUUGUGAGACACAUCUCUUGCCACAUGGAGGAUGUCUAUUUGUGAGACACAUCUCUUGCCACUUGGCAAUGCAGGGUUCUGUGUUGAAUUCUCUGAUCUCAGGACCAUUGGGACAUUUAAGCAUGAUCUUUUCAAGCAUAUCUCUGGAAAGCGAAUGCCUUCAGUCACCAAGGAUGCGCCUCUUCAAAGAAAACAGGGAUUAG